Messenger RNA from Thyridium curvatum, 2709 nucleotides. RefSeq lists its product as uncharacterized. Gene Ontology annotation, cellular component: MCM complex; nucleus. The coding region runs from base 1 to 2709 and encodes 902 amino acids. The record is from RefSeq and is a predicted model, not a curated record. The transcript has 3 exons. Gene Ontology annotation, biological process: double-strand break repair via break-induced replication; DNA strand elongation involved in DNA replication; mitotic DNA replication initiation. NCBI's taxonomy places the organism in Eukaryota, Fungi, Ascomycota, Sordariomycetes, Thyridiales, Thyridiaceae. Gene Ontology annotation, molecular function: ATP binding; single-stranded DNA helicase activity; ATP hydrolysis activity.
AUGGACGGCUUCGCUCCCCGCAGAGACGAGGAGGCCGAGAGAAAUCUCAUCACCCGGGCAGUCGAAUUCCUCGAUCCCAAUGAUCAAAAUGUUCGCAGCUACAGAUCAGACAUUGUGCUCAUGCUGCAGAAGAACCAGAGGCGGCUGGUAGUUAAUCUCGACCAUGUCCGUGACCACAGUUCUGAGCUGGCCGAGGGUAUCCUCCUGGACCCUUUUGAGCACACGUUGGCUUUCAACCACGCCCUGAAACAGAUUGUGAAAACUGUUGCGCAAGCACGCCCCGACCAGAUCGCUGACGACAUCCCAUACUACUGCGCCUGGGCUGGUAGCUUCGGUCUGCAUGCGUGCAAUCCCCGAACGCUCUCGUCCCAACAUCUGAAUCACAUGGUCUCCAUCGAAGGAAUCGUCACACGAUGCUCCCUGAUCCGACCCAAGAUCGUGAAAAGUGUCCACUACAGUGAAGAGCAAAAUAUGUUCUUCUACAGGGAAUAUCGCGACCAGACAAUGACCAACGGCGUCACGACAUCAAGUGUCUACCCCCAGGAAGAUGACAAGGGCAACCCAAUGAACACGGAGUAUGGUCUCUGCACCUACCGUGAUCACCAGACCAUCUCCAUCCAGGAGAUGCCCGAGCGAGCGCCCGCAGGUCAGCUGCCCCGUGGUGUCGAUGUCAUUCUCGACGAUGACCUGGUCGACAGGGUCAAGCCGGGUGAUCGAGUGCAGCUUGUCGGCAUCUUCAGGACUCUCGGAAACCGAAACACAAACCAUAACAGUGCAAUCUUCAAGACCGUACUUCUCGCAAACAACGUCGUUCUACUGUCGUCCAAAUCGGGUGGUGGAGUAGCUACCGCAACCAUCACGGACACGGACCUGCGCAACAUCAACAAAAUCGCCAAGAAGAAGAACCUAUUGCAGCUCCUUUCUCAGUCUCUGGCCCCAAGUAUCUAUGGUCAUGACUACAUCAAGAAGGCGAUUCUGCUCAUGCUGCUAGGUGGCAUGGAAAAGAACCUCGAGAACGGAACUCAUCUUCGUGGUGAUAUCAACAUCCUGAUGGUGGGAGAUCCUUCGACAGCCAAGUCACAGCUCCUGCGGUUCGUGUUGAACACUGCACCUCUGGCUAUUGCCACCACCGGCCGUGGCUCCUCCGGUGUUGGUCUGACGGCUGCCGUUACCUCGGACAAGGAGACGGGCGAGCGCCGCCUCGAGGCUGGUGCCAUGGUUAUGGCGGAUCGUGGUGUUGUCUGUAUUGAUGAGUUCGACAAGAUGUCUGACAUCGAUCGUGUCGCCAUUCACGAAGUAAUGGAACAGCAGACCGUCACCAUUGCCAAGGCGGGCAUUCACACCUCCCUGAACGCGCGGUGUAGCGUCAUUGCGGCUGCCAAUCCAAUCUUUGGCCAAUAUGACGUCCACAAGGAUCCGCACAAGAACAUCGCACUUCCCGACUCGCUACUCUCUCGUUUCGAUCUGUUGUUUGUUGUGACUGACGACAUCGAGGACACCCGCGAUCGUGAGGUGUCGGAGCACGUUCUGCGCAUGCACAGGUACCGCCAGCCUGGAACUGAGGAAGGCGCUCCUGUCCGUGAAAACACACAGCAGUCUCUCGGUGUGGGUAUACAGAGCCAGAACGACACUCAGAAGCCUACCGAGGUCUUUGAGAAGUACGAUUCGCUGCUGCAUGCCGGCGUCACCAACACUCGCGGCCGCGGGGCCAACAAGACCCCCGAGGUCCUGAGCAUCGCAUUCAUGAAGAAGUACAUCCAGUACGCCAAGACCAGGAUAAAGCCCGUCCUCACGCAGGAGGCCUCGGACCGCAUCGCCGAGAUCUAUGUCGGUCUGCGGAACGACGAGAUGGAGGGCAACCAGCGCCGCACGAGUCCUAUGACCGUCCGUACGCUGGAGACGAUCAUCCGUCUCUCCACGGCCCAUGCCAAGUCCCGCCUCUCCAGCCGGGUGGAGGAGCGCGACGCGCUUGCUGCCGAGGGCAUCCUCCGUUUUGCUCUGUUCAAGGAAGUCAUCGAGGACGAGUCGCGCAAGAAGAGGAGGAAGACCCGCCCCGUCGAGUCCGACUCCUCCAGCGAAGAAGACUCUGAUGAGAGCGACGAUGACGGCGACUCGCGUCCCGCCACUGCUCGCUCCAGCGCAGCCCGGGCGGCGAGGGCAAACGCUCGCGCAUCUCGCACGGCGGCUGCCCGACGUGGUGGUGCCAGCGGGCGGACCGCUGGAAGUUCGCAGGCCGUACCUGAGGACGACGAAGAUGACGAUGACGAGGAAGAGGAGGACGAGGAGCCUGCCCCAACCGCGCCGAGGCGGUCUGGCCGCACUGCUGCCGGAUCUUCGGCCAACAACGGCCAGUCAUCGCAAAUAUCCUUCGCUUCCUCCAUGCCGGCCUCGCAGCUCGAGUCGCAGACGCAGGACGACGACGAGGAAGACGAGCUGGCGACCGGCGCCGCCUCUCUCAGCAUCAGCGCCGCCGAGAUCAGCGAGGAGCGCCUGAGCGCCUUCCGCACGACGCUCGGCCGGCUGCAGAACUCGGACCUCUUUGAGGACGACGCUGCCGACCUGGACGAGCUGAUCGAGGCCGUCAACGACAAGGUGCCCGCGUCGAGCGGCGGCGCCUUCUCCAAGGAUGAGGCCGUCAAGGCGCUCAAGAAGAUGGAUGCUAGAAACGAGAUUAUGUACUCUGAUGGCGCUCUUGUAUACAAGAUCUAA